AUGAAUGUAUUCCGAAACAAGAAGAAGGGCAAGGAUGAGCCAGAGAGCGUCCGUCCGUCUAUGGAAUCCGAGUCCUCUAGCCCCUUCCGAAUGUUUAGCAAGAAGAAAGGCCAGAACGAUGAUGCCAAGCCUGAUCUCGACAUCAGCACCGCCCUGCCAUCCACCGAUGAUUUCAGAACCAGCUUGCUCAUGACCGGUCUCUCGGCUCGAUUUUCUAUGCUACGCGAGCAGGAUGAUCCUACAACCAAGAUGGGGAAAGCUAGUGAUGACAGCGUGCUCUUCCCUCGGGGACAAUCGAAUUGGGGCCUUGGAGGAGGCCUACAGGACAUAGCUGAGGUCGAGUCGAUAAGAACGCCCUCCAUCUCUCGCCUGGAUGGCUUCAAUAUAGAUGACGCUACCGGAAGUGUCAUGAACCGAGCCAAGCCAGUUGAUGGAAACAACCUCUUUGGCGGCCGACAAAAAGUCUACAGGCUCCCAGCCAACGGCUCCGUGGGAAAGGAUGGUAACAUGUCCAGCAGAACUCUUCUCGAGGACGAUGUGGGUCUGUCUGCCUUUCAAAAAUGGCGGCUGGCAGAGAAGGAAAGGCAGAACGCCGAUGGAGGCGACUCUAAUGAAGCGGAAUAUUCCGAGCCUCAAUCAGAGCCUCAAUCGGAGCCCCAAUCGGACUCUCUAUUGGAGCCGCUGCAAGAGUCUCAGUCGGAACUCCUGUCAGAGUCCCGGUCUGAGACUAGCCGACGAAGAGAGACAAGCUCAACCGUUUCAUCGGUUGCGGCUCGCUACUCCACCGCAACAUCAGUUACCUCCCAAGGCGCACCGUCCAUCAGGGACUCCCAGGUCACUUCGUCGACUUCCACAUCCUCUGCGGAGCGGAGUGUCCUUAGGACAAGACGUUUGUAUGAGCAAGGUCUCAACCGCGACCUUCACGACCAGCAGUCGUCGGCCGUGUCUAGGAUGGAUUAUCUAUCCAAAGGCCGCCCCUUUGCGUCUGCGACACCGGAGGUAUCAGCUUCGCCAACUGCCAGCUUGUUUGGCGAUCGCAUUCUUGAGCGCCGACCUAUCCUGGCAAAGGCUAGUGCCCCCAACCUGCGGUCGUUCACACCCCCCGUCGCCAACUCUGCGUCGGCUUCUCCCGCCGAGCCCAGCUCCAAGUUCCCAGUCUCUGCUUCCAAGUCAAGCUUCGGGAUUCCGCCCAUCAGCCCUCCAAUGAGCGAGCCUGAAGAGCACCCCCUGCUUACCAUUCAGCCCAACGACAGAGGCAAGGCUACGGCAAUGGGCGUUUUUGAGAGACCGGCUGAGAAAUACGACGACUCUACUUACGCCCAGCGACAAAUACAGCUUCAGCAGGGACGAGAAACGCCUGUUAGCAAGCACCGCUCUGUGGAAUCUAGUGCCUCUAUUUCAGAUGCCAGGUCACAAUCUUCUUCAGCGAUACAAACGCAGCCACUGGAGAAGACUGAGCUCGCUGUACCCAAGUCUGCUGCUUCUGAAGAUCCAUCGUCCUUUUUUGAUGACAGCGACGACUCUUCCGUCCUGAGCGGACUGUUGGCUACUUCUGGCAACCCCCCAAGACUGUCUGUCGAAAGACCCAAUGACGGUGACCACCCAGCCUUCAAGAACUCUGCUGCCAUUCCUGCUCCCCUUUCACUUGGUCCCAGAACAUCGGGCGGCCUGUCCGUUGCCAGUCCUGCACCUGGACCUCCACAGGACUCUCCCACGUUGGGGCCGAAUAACGGCUUGAGUGGCAUGGUGCGGGCGCAUCUGCGCAGCGACAGCAAUGCUUCAUCGAUCUAUGGCAUGCCGGCACAAGACUCGGAGCAGAGUGCGGCACAAACCACGGCGCAAACCACAUCACAGACCGGUUUGGGCUUGGAUUAUGACCGUAGCCCCGGUCCAGCGCGAUCAGCUGCUAAUGGGCGAGCCAUGAUGUCUCGGUCUCCUUCACGCCACAGGACUUCAAACGACGAUGCAGAGAGAGAAGAGGAGGACGAAUUUGCCCGUCAUCUUGCGGAUGGCGCUCGACGCGUCCGCGAGAAACUCGGCUCAAUGGUUGACCCCGAGAUGGAUAAGCCCUCUCCGACGGCAGUGCCAUCCUUGGAGAGCCUCAAGGAUGUCCCACCCCCGCGGACAAAUGCAUUGGGCAUCCUAAAGUCGAAGUCCAGCCAUACCUCACUCUUUGAUCGCCAAGCUCGCGACCAAAGCCAACCGAGGGCCAUGAAGAUGGUCAUGUCAUCAACCUCGAACAGAAACAUGUCGCCUUCUCGCAGAGAAUCCACUGAGAACGCAGAUGAUUCACGUAGAGGUCGUUCAACACAGGCCCGAGAGCGGCCGUCGGAAGACGGAACCUCAACAGACAAGGAGGACAACGUCCAUGUUGGUCUCAAGGCCUUCCGUCAAGCACGCCUCGAGCUUCAGAAGAUGAAGGAUCUAGAAACAGCCCAGCGACCACCGGAACGGCCCCCAAUGGGAUCGCGAGUAGGGUCUCACGACGUAGGCGGCCCACCACCCGCCAUGUUUAACAGGAAGGCGCGUGAUGAGUCUCGACAUGGAAGCGGUUCUCGGGCAACUUCCCGAGCAGGAUCGCGAGCUCCGUCGGAGCGAGAGAGAAGCGGAUCAGAAACGAGCAAUGCUGGCCCACCUCCGAUUCGACCAAUGCGGUUGAGAAACGGAUCAAAUGCAUAUGAUGAUCAGUACAUGCCGCCUUCCCCGAUGGCGUCUCCUGUUGGCAUGGGCACGAGAUCUAGGAACGGCAGUCUUCUCGGAGCGACAGCUUCCACUCCGAACCUGCUGUCGAAUGCAGCGGCCCCUCCGCUGCCACCAAUCAACCCCCGGCGCAAGAAUGCCCUCGGCCGAGCCAGCGAGGAUGACAUGCAAUCACCGCGGGUCCCCGGAGGCUUCCCGGGUCCAGAUGACUCGGAUGACGACACCCUGGCGGCGCGUCGACACAAGUUGCGCAAGGCCACAAGCGAAGGCACCAGCUUGAGAUCACGAAACAACCCUCCCAGCAACGGCGUGAGACCACCACCCAUGCCUCAGGGAAACAUGCCUAACAACAGAUUUCCCGGCGGUCUCUUCUAA
Molecule: messenger RNA, 3075 nt
Organism: Trichoderma virens Gv29-8
Lineage: Eukaryota; Fungi; Ascomycota; Sordariomycetes; Hypocreales; Hypocreaceae
Exons: 2
Coding region: 1-3075 (1024 amino acids)
Source: RefSeq, a predicted model, not a curated record